AAUCUCGUAAAAUCUUGUAAGGUGUUUUUUUUUUGUUUGUUUUUUUUUUUUUUUUCUCUUUAAAGGAUGUUGUUAAGGCCGCUCGGGGCAGGUUCACUCCCGCGCCGCGCGGCCCCGCCCCGGAAGUGUCGCGGUGCCCGCGGUGGGUCCGGCCCGGUCCCGGUCCCGGUGCCGCCGCCAUGGGGGGCAAGAACAAGCAGCGAACCAAGGGCAACCUGCGGCCUUCUAGCAGUGGCAGAGCUGCAGAGCUCCUUGCCAAAGAACGUGGAACAGUGCCUGGAUUUAUCGGCUUUGGAACAUCUCAGAGCGAUCUAGGAUAUGUUCCUGCAAUUCAAGGAGCAGAGGAAAUAGACAGCCUUGUGGAUGCUGAUUUCCGAAUGGUGUUGCGAAAACUUUCUAAAAGGGAUGUCACAACCAAGUUAAAAGCUAUGCAAGAGUUUGGGAUGAUGUGCAAGGAAAGAGAAGCAGAAGUUGUUAAAGGUGUUCUUCCUUACUGGCCAAGAAUUUAUUGUAAAAUUUCACUAGAUCAUGAUCGCCGUGUUCGAGAAGCAACUCAGCAAUCUUUCGAGCAACUGAUUCUUAAAGUAAAAAAACACUUGGCUCCUUACUUAAAAAGUAUCAUGGGUUACUGGCUGAUUGCUCAGUGUGACACUUACUCCCCUGCUGCUUCUGCUGCAAAAGUAGCUUUUGAAAAAGCUUUUCCUUUGAGCAAACAACCUGAAGCCUUAGUAUUCUGUAAGGAUGAAAUUCUUAAUGUACUUCAAGAUCACCUUCUGAAGGAAACAGCUGAUACACUCAGUGACCCUCAAACUGUACCAGAAGAAGAAAGGGAAGCCAAAUUUUCCCGGAUUCUGACUUGCUCCUUGUUAGCUUUAAAAAAGUUGCUCAGCAUGUUACCAAAGAAAGAGAUGCAUUCACUGGAGGAAAAAUUGAUGUCACUUCUGUCCCAAAACAAAUUUUGGAAAUAUAGCAAAAACAACAUGUCACAGGUUCGCUCAGCAUUCUUUGAGCUGAUUUCUGCUUUUUGCCAGCACUUGCCUGAGGCAGUGAAAGCUGAAGCACCAAGAGUUUGUCCUGCUGUUCUUCUCAGCAUUGAUGACAGUGAUGCAGUGGUGUGUCCUACUCUUUGGGAAGCUGUGCUUUAUACUAUCACCACUGUUGAGGAUUGUUGGAGUCAUGUAAAUGCCAGAAAAGGAGUUCUGCCAAAGCUCUGGACAGUGCUUCGAGAAGGUGGCCGAGGAUUAGCUACUGUUAUCUACCCAAACCUCCUGCCCUUCAUUAGCAAGGUGCCUCCUGAUGUUGUGGAACCGAAGCUGGAAUACUUCAGAGUUUUUUUCAGCUCUAUGAUUCAAGGGUUGUCAAGUGAGAGGACAAUAGCCAGCCCUUCAGAAAGUUCAGCAAUUAUAACUGCAUUUAUGGAGUGUCUGUGCUUUGCUGUACUACAGAAAAGAGAAGAAGAAGACCAAAGCCAAAUUCAUCAAAUGCUUAUAUGUGAUCAGCUAAUUCCUUUCACCAAUGCUGUACUUAAGGAGCCCAAGUUACAAAGUGGACCAUUAUUUUAUCAAACAGCAGAAAUGCUGAGUUCCUGGGAAGCUAAAGCAGAACUCUCCAGUGAUGAUGGUACAGAUGAAGUUUUCCAGAAACUGUUGUCAGAUUUUUGGGACCAUCUUUUAAAAAUGUGUAUGCUUCAUGUUGAUAGGUUGGAUGCUGAUGAGAAAUUACUGUUUGCCAUAUCUAGUAUGCUAGAAAUUCUUCAGAAUCCAAAGAGUGCUACAAAACCAAACAACAGAAAAUCUCUAAAAAUCAGAUUUACAGAUGAGGAUGAAUCUGAAAGGAGCACAGAGAGUCGAAAGCUCAUGGAAGUGAGAAAUGGUGACUCUGAAAUUCAGGCUCUCUUGGAGCAAACUUCAUGUCUAAGGAAAGAACCUCUAGAGAACUUAGUCUGCAACCUGGCUGAGCUGAGCAUUGUGUAUGUCAACGAACAGAAGUCAGAACAGCAUUUGAAAUUUCUCUCUGCCCUGCUCAACUCUUUUUCCUCAAACAGAGUUUUCCAAGUACUUUUAGAGCAGGGAAAUGAUGUAAGCCCUGCUCAAGCUGAAUCUCAGAAUGAAGUGGAAGUCCACCGAAGUCCAUCUGCACAAUUUCUGUAUAUGAAUUUAAUAACUUGGCUGAAAGAAGACUGGAGGAAAGAUACCCAUUUUCUGGUUGAUAUUUUAUACAGUGUACUUCAUUGUUGCAACAAUAAUGAUGAAAGGAAAGCUAUUCUUGAUGAUUUAGUAAAGAUGGAUCUGAAAUGGGUUAUAUUUCUCCAGAUAAUUCAAAAGGCAUGCUCAAGUGCAACGAAACUUUCCUUAGUCUCUGACUGGCUGAAAGGAGACACACUUGGAGAAAGACUGGUAAUGCUGGCAGAUGAUCUGUGUCACCUGGGUUUAAAACCUAGAGCAGCCUCAUCAGGAUCAGCUUCUUCAGAAAGGUGGACCCUCCUGAGCUUGGUGUUGUCACAGCACGUUAAAAGUGAAUCAUUGAUUGGUGAAACUUUUGUUGAAAGGAUCAUUGAUAAACUUCAAGCAGCUCUGUCUAAAGCGAAGGAUCUUUCUGAAGCUGGAAAUACUGAACCAUCAGUAUCUUUCAUCUGUGAUGUGGCCUCGAGCUUUUUCAGCUCAGUGAAAGGGUGCUUGCUGAUGCCAUCCUCAGAAGACUUGCUCCUUACCAUCUUCCAGCUGUGUGCUCAGAGGCAGGAUGCAACACACUUGACAGAUGUGCUUGUAUGCAAAUUAAAACACACUUGGAUGUCUGGUGUGAAUUCACUUGUGCAUCAGCUUCAGAGCACUCAGAAACAGAGCACCUUUCUGCUUAAAGCUGCACUGUGGGUCAAGAACCAAGUUCAGUCUUCCACUUUGGACGUUAAAAGUCUUCAGGUUUUGAUCUCUGCAGUCAGUGAUUUGUUGUUGAAGCUCAUGGAAACUGAUGGACAGUCUGAAUAUCUUGUGAGAGCUUAUGUUGAGCACGUCACGCCAAACAAAACUGAGUGGGGGAAAUUGCACGAGUCUCUGUGCUCUGAGUGGAUGCACAAGCCCCUUUUGGAAGGAAGGCUUAGUAUGAAUUGUGAACCUCUGGGAUCAAGUGUCAAGCUGUGUGGCACAACUAAACUUCCAGGCCAUCUGUGUACUUCAGCCUUAUUAAGUAAAAUGAUGCUACUUCAACUGAAAAAUAGUGUAGUCCAUGGAAAUGAUGAUGCUGAAAGAAAGAAAGUUGAUAAUAUAAUUGCAGAACUGUUAUACUCGUUACAAUGGAUUGAAGAAUUGGAGAAUCCUCCUUACCUGCUUCUGGAAUAUCUUCAUAUGUUAGAAGAGAUGCACAUCACCUAUGAGGAGUUCAGUACUCUGACUAGUACAGCUAGCCUGCAGCAAACGAUAUUUGACAGAUCAGAGGAACAUGGAAGACUGUGGUCAUUAACCAUGGCCAAAGUGAUCCGUGCUGAGAACGCUGUAUCCUGGGAGAGGAGAGAACUUUUCAAGACAACAGAAGGGUUCCUUCCACUAACAGAGGGCAGAUUGCAUACACUUCAGUGUUUAUCACCUUUCUUAGCUGAGGAGGAAAAGAGGGAACUUGUCUUCCAUUGUGUGGCCAAACUUAUGACAUGCACACAGACAGAGCUUUCCAACACUGAUGGAGCAUUUGGGUGUCUUUCCAUUUUGAACUCCUCCUUGAAGGAUAGAAGUAUUGAUUGUGAUCAUCUACUACCUGCAAUACUGAAAAUCAUAUUAUCUUGGAAAAAUGAUAAUGAGGAUAGCUUUCUCUUUAGCUGCAAUCUGAAAGAGGCAAGUGCUCAAUUGCUUGGUUUCAACAUUGAGAUGAUGCGUUACCUUCCUUUGUUGCUGAAAUAUUCCACAGCUCCUUUGGCUGAUAAUGAGUGGGAUUUCUUGAUGUGCUCCAUGCUGGCUUGGUUAGAGACAACAAGUGAAAGCCGUUUGCUUUACCAUGUCCCGCUUGUGCAGAUUUUUGCUUGUGUCAGUUGUGACUUGGCAUCUGCCCUUAGCGCUUACUUUGAGGCUGCAGCUCCUGACACUACUGCAAAUCUUCCUAAGAACUUGGUCAGUGAAUGGAAAGAAUUCUUUUCUGAGGGAAUUCACAAUUUGCUGUUACCUUUGUUGGUGAAAAUCACAGGAGAAACCAAAAAUGCAUCAGAAGGCUCUUUUCAGAACUCUGUGUUAUCAUCCUUGGGUGAAGCUCUAACUUACAUCUCAAAGGAGCAGUUGUUAAACCAUAAGCUGCCACCGAAGUUUGUUGCAGGCCAGAAGACAAAUCUUCCAGAUAAACUCCAAACUCUACUGAAUACACUCUCCCCAUUGUUGCUUUUCCGGGCUCGACCUGUACAGGUUUCUGUCUACCAUAUGCUUCAUAAAUUAAUGCCUGAAUUGCCUAGAUUUGAUGACGAAGAUCUCAAGUCCUAUGGUGACGAAGAGGAGGAAUUGGCAUUAUCACCUCCAGCAGCUCUGAUGUCUAUCCUGGCCACUCAAGAGCUCUUGCUAGAAAACAUCCUGGAAUGCAUUCCAGUUGGAGAAUUUGCAGUUAUUCAACCCUUGAGUGAUGAGUUCUGCCUUGUUCUAGGAUAUCUUCUCACUUGGAAAUUAACAUUAGCUUUCUUUAAAGCAGCUUCUUCUCAGCUGCGAGUUCUCUACUCACAAUACCUUAGAAGAACUAAAAGCUUGAAUAAACUGCUUUAUCACUUGUUCAGGCUUAUGCCUGAAAACCCUGUCUUUUCUGGGCCAGCUUCAGAAGUUCCAAAUAAGGACACAAAAACCUUCUUUACUGAAGAGCUUCGUUUAGAUGUCAAAGGGACAGGGGUGCUGUCAUCCCAGAUCCCACACUUGGCCUGCUCUGUGUACCAUAUAACACUGAAAGAUCUGCCAGCCAUGGUGAGGCUGUGGUGGAAUAGCUGUGAGAAGCGUGUCUUCAAUGUUGUGGAUAAAUUCACAAGCAAAUAUGUCAGCAGUGUGCUCUCCUCUCAGGAAAUAUCUUCUGUUCAGACUAGCACACAGUUAUUUAAUGGCAUGACAGUGAAAGCUCGGUCUGCAGCACGAGAAGUCAUUGCAACGUAUUCUGUUGAUGAUAUCUUUAUUGAACUAAUAAUCCAGCUUCCAUCAAAUUAUCCACUGGGAUCCAUAACAGUUGAGAGUGGAAAGAGGGUUGGUGUGGCUGUACAGCAGUGGCGCAAUUGGAUGCUGCAGUUAAGCACAUAUCUUACACAUCAGAAUGGAAGUAUUAUGGAAGGCUUGUCUUUGUGGAAAAAUAAUGUGGAUAAACGUUUUGAAGGCGUUGAAGAUUGCAUGAUCUGUUUCUCAGUCAUUCAUGGUUCAAACUAUUCUCUUCCCAAAAAAGCUUGCAGAACAUGCAAGAAGAAGUUUCAUUCGGCUUGCUUGUACAAAUGGUUCUCAUCCAGCAACAAAUCCACAUGUCCACUCUGUCGAGAGACAUUCUUGUGAAAAAGAAUACUCUUUUCUUCUUUCUUUGAGCUGAAUAACAAAUAAAGAGCAGGCAAUAAAUUGUAUGUUGAAAGAAGUUAACUUUUGGGAAUAAUGUCAGUUACAUUAAAUUCUUCACUAGUGGAAUAUAACACAUAUUUACCUCUGGACUGACUUUUUGUAAAUUUGAAGAUUCUUCUUUGAUAUAAAGAAAUAUAUAACAGUAAUUUAUUUUAAUUGGUAUAUUUUUAAGAUAUAUUAAAAAUUUCAGAAAUAAUGCAGAGUUAUGUCUGAUAAGUGGUGUUUAAGCCACAGCAUAGUUGAUUAAAACCUCUUAUUUUAGGCAUAAUCUAACAUGGUAUUAUGUAAUUAAGCCUGGUGAUGCCUCUUAAUGUAACAGCUGAAUAUAACAUAGGUGGUAUAAAGAUUUGAUUUUUGAUUAAAAUGCAUUCAUAAUAAGUCCCUUUUAUGGAAAAAAGAAUGUUGUUGCUGUUGGACACUAAGGCAUAAAACUGUGGUGAUAAUCUCUUAAAACAUAAAACUUAAACAUAGUAUCUUCUAAUAAACUGAACUUCCACCUUUCAAAGUUUAUUUUUCCCAAAACUCCUCAACCAUCCAGUAGCCUAAAAUCAUGAAAACCCAGAAGCCCAGCUAAGUAGAGAGACCACAAUCAUUCCUGCAUGACAAUGAAUGACACCAUCUAUUUAUUGCUGAUUGGCUUUUUAAAGAGAAGGCAGACACACUGAUCAGUCCUUGUUUGUCUUCAUGAGCUGGAAAAUUAGUUGUCACUGAAUGUCUACUGUACUUCCACUGUCCUAGAAUAAUAAGAACUCUUAAGUGAACAUGCAGAUGUAUCAGAAUUUAAUAGCCUUCAACUAUACAUGUUUUUUCAUGCCUUUUUUUUUAAACAGUGGUAGCAUACUAGUAUAUUCCAACUUGGAUUUGUGGUGGGUUUCUUUGAAAAGUCAAUAAAAGUG
This is a messenger RNA of Cinclus cinclus, 6442 nucleotides long. It is a transcript of the gene LTN1, whose product is annotated as listerin E3 ubiquitin protein ligase 1. The coding region runs from base 180 to 5486 and encodes 1768 amino acids. Gene Ontology annotation, biological process: ribosome-associated ubiquitin-dependent protein catabolic process; rescue of stalled cytosolic ribosome. The transcript is spliced from 30 exons. Gene Ontology annotation, cellular component: cytosol; RQC complex. The record is from RefSeq and is a predicted model, not a curated record. Gene Ontology annotation, molecular function: ubiquitin protein ligase activity; ribosomal large subunit binding; zinc ion binding. Lineage: Eukaryota; Metazoa; Chordata; Aves; Passeriformes; Cinclidae.